CAAAAGCAGUGUAAGUAUGUGCUGUUGGUGUGCAUCAUGGUAAUUGGCAUCGUGGCUGCUGUCUCAAUAGUAUGCCUGAAGCGUUCUAAAACUACAGCAUGUCCAAGUGACUUGAUCGGAGUAGGAAAAAAAUGUUUCUAUUUUUCUAAUGAUACUGGAGAUUGGGCAGCCAGUAAAAGGUUUUGCCAAUCACAAGGAUCAGAACUGGCUCGUGUUGAUACACAAACAGAUAUGGAAUUCUUGAAGAAGCACACAGGAACUGCCAUGCACUGGAUUGGUCUGAGCAGGAAACUGGGCGAGCCUUGGAAAUGGACAGAUGGCAGCACAUUCACUGACUGGUUUGAAAUUAGAGGGAAUGGAUCCUUUGCCUUCCUGAAUGCUGACGGAGUCCACAGUUCCAGAGGAUUGGUUGAUAUCAAGUGGAUUUGUAGCAAACCUAGAUAUUUGUAGAGCAGGGAGCUG
Ochotona curzoniae (black-lipped pika) is the source of this 462-nucleotide messenger RNA. RefSeq names its product C-type lectin domain family 2 member A (gene CLEC2A). Lineage: Eukaryota; Metazoa; Chordata; Mammalia; Lagomorpha; Ochotonidae. The record is from RefSeq and is a predicted model, not a curated record. Bases 37 to 450 code for a protein of 137 amino acids. The transcript has 4 exons.